GCGGAGCAGCAGCUGCAGGACAAGGAGGAGCGACGGAGCCGGAGAGCGCCGCUGCCAACGCUAACCAACGAGGCCCGCCGUCUUUGCAGCAGCCUCCGCCGCCUGUCAGGAUGUUUGAAUACCGCUUGACGGUAGAGGACUAAGCAGCGGCGCUAGAGGACUUAAGGAGCCCCGUCACCCGCCGCCGCCGCCUCUUGCAGCUCACAGCCGCCAGCCCUUCGCCCGGCUCAGCUUGGUGCCGACGUAGCCGUCCUCCUCCACUCCCCUUUCGCUGCUUAUUCUUAUUUUUUAAAACUCUCCCUCCCCCCGCCGGCUCGGUGCAUCUCAGCAGCCAUGUCGUCUGCAGCCACCACCGCUCCUCCCGAAUAUUCCUGCUUCUUCGCCGUCAUGGGUGCCUCGGCUGCCAUGAUCUUCAGCGCAUUGGGAGCUGCCUAUGGCACAGCAAAGAGCGGCACAGGCAUUGCAGCCAUGUCUGUUAUGCGGCCAGAGCUGAUCAUGAAGUCAAUCAUUCCUGUUGUCAUGGCGGGUAUUAUAGCAAUCUACGGCUUGGUAGUGGCAGUCCUUAUUGCCAAUUCCAUCACAGUUGGAAUUACACUGUACAAGAGCUUCCUUCAGCUGGGCGCUGGUCUGAGCGUAGGCCUCAGCGGGCUGGCUGCCGGCUUCGCCAUCGGCAUUGUGGGUGACGCAGGCGUACGGGGGACAGCACAACAGCCUAGGUUAUUUGUGGGCAUGAUCCUGAUCUUGAUCUUUGCUGAAGUCUUGGGUCUCUAUGGCCUCAUUGUUGCCCUUAUCCUUUCCACAAAGUAAAAUUAAAAAAUCAGAGUAUGAUGUAUUUAAAAAAAAAGUUGAAAAAACAAACAAAACUAAUCUCCAGAAUGA
Messenger RNA from Podarcis raffonei (Aeolian wall lizard), 879 nucleotides. Its product is annotated as V-type proton ATPase 16 kDa proteolipid subunit c. Lineage: Eukaryota; Metazoa; Chordata; Lepidosauria; Squamata; Lacertidae. Gene Ontology annotation, molecular function: proton-transporting ATPase activity, rotational mechanism. The record is from RefSeq and is a predicted model, not a curated record. The transcript has a single exon. Gene Ontology annotation, cellular component: proton-transporting V-type ATPase, V0 domain. Gene Ontology annotation, biological process: proton transmembrane transport. Bases 334 to 807 code for a protein of 157 amino acids.